AUGAUGUCUCCCAUAGUUGGCCGCCUGCUGCUACUCGUUUGUUUGGCGUUGCCGCUUUAUGGCGUGGAAAAGGUGAGAAAUAGAGGAUACCGAAAGGAUCCUGACGCGGAUAAGUUUGGCAGCUGCAUGCAGGGUCCAGCUGGGACUACUGGACGAGAUGGUAACCCAGGAGCCAAUGGUAUUCCAGGCACACCGGGUAUCCCAGGACGUGAUGGAAUGAAGGGAGAGAAAGGAGAGUGCAUCAGUGAGAUCUUUGAGGAGCCCUGGAAGCCAAACUACAAACAGUGUGCAUGGAACUCACUCAACUAUGGUAUUGACCUGGGAAAAGUAGCUGACUGCACAUUCACAAAGCUCCGCACUGACAGCGCUCUCAGGGUCCUGUUCACCGGUUCUCUCAGACUCAAGUGUAAGAAUGCAUGCUGUCAGAGAUGGUACUUCACCUUCAAUGGAGCAGAGUGCACUGGGCCUCUCCCCAUAGAGUCCAUUAUCUACCUGGACCAGGGCAGUCCUGAGCUGAACUCUACUAUCAACAUCCACCGGACAUCCUCAGUGGAAGGGCUGUGUGAAGGAGUGAAAUCUGGACUGGUGGAUGUGGCCGUCUGGGUGGGGACCUGUGCAGACUAUCCCAGGGGUGAUGCUUCUACAGGCUGGAACUCUGUAUCUCGCGUUAUCAUUGAGGAACUGCCAAAAUAA
This is a messenger RNA of Knipowitschia caucasica, 693 nucleotides long. Lineage: Eukaryota; Metazoa; Chordata; Actinopteri; Gobiiformes; Gobiidae. The record is from the annotation of a GenBank genome assembly.